Molecule: messenger RNA, 4804 nt
Organism: Temnothorax curvispinosus
Lineage: Eukaryota; Metazoa; Arthropoda; Insecta; Hymenoptera; Formicidae
Gene: jumu
Exons: 3
Coding region: 1762-3522 (586 amino acids)
Biological process (GO): regulation of transcription by RNA polymerase II
Molecular function (GO): transcription cis-regulatory region binding; DNA-binding transcription factor activity, RNA polymerase II-specific
Source: RefSeq, a predicted model, not a curated record
GACGUAUCAGAUCGAUACUCGGCGAAAAGCGCGGGCCGAGCGGAGACGGCGCGCGGCUGUGUGUAUCUACGGUUGGUCCAUCGCGAGAUCCGGAUGUUACGACUACGCACAAUCUAACGCGGUGGAAUAUUCGAAUCGAUGCCGGCUGAUAUUCUCGCGUCUCCGUGCACGCGCGGAGACGAGAAAAGGGGGGUCUCGGGGCUUUCGUUCCAGCUGCCGCUGUACCGCGCAGCUCAAAAUGACACGCGUAUAUUAUUAUAUGAAUCCCAGAUAGCACCAUGUCCAAAAUCGGGACGUAAGACGUCUUUUAGCCAUCCUCUUUUUUUUCGUAAGAAGUCUAAAAGAUGUCCCGUUUAUGGACAUGCGGUGCUGUCUGGGAUGACUUUACGCGACGAAACUUUAUUAAAAUCCGCAAGUAGUUCGUUUAGCUCGACUAUUAUCUCUUUUCCAAGCAGAGAUCCCUCUUGCAUUCGCUCAUUCCAGCGGCGUUUCCGCCGUUAGAGCUCGUCGAUUGUCCGUUAUUAGUUUUUAAUGAGAGAUAAUCAUGGAAAGACACGCUGAGGAUGGGAGGAAAAAAAGAGAGCCGCGGACGAGAGCGCGGGGGAGGGAGGAGCGAGAGGGGGCUCUACUACGGAGCUCCGUGCAUAUAGUAAGCCAACUGUAGUACUAUGAGUUAGUCACACCCACAAGCCGGUUGUGGGUUCAAGAUCCUCGUACGCUCGUUCUCUCUCUCUUUCUUCCACCAAUAUACGCACACGUGUAAAAGCAUGCGCGUGUAAUUGUAUACGCUGGCGUAUACGCGAGACGUUCCCGCGUACGUAUGGAAUCUAUCGUCUUCGCCCCGGCGCAGUGAGACACUAAACCGCCGAUCCUUGGUACUCCUCUCGCUACAUUCGCAACUCACGACGUUGAUAAAUACCUGAGAUAACGUGGGAAUUUUCGAAGCGUACGGUCGAACGUAAUUGCGAAGACUAUAUACGAUCAAAGACGCGUAUCCGCACAGCGAGAUCUUUAUAGAUUAAUAAUUUACAAUACGUUUCUAUUUUUUUUUAUUUUUUACAUUUUAAAUUAAAACGAUUGACACACAAAGAGAGUCCGUCGAGGAUGAUUUAUGGAUUUAGAGACACCGACGAAGGUUGAUCCCUGGACCGCCUCGAUCGCCGGAUAAGCGCGGUAUUUCAAGGAACAGAUCUGCUUUUAUUCGGCGAGGAACUCUCUCGGGAACUCUCACGUGCUUGCUCGCGCGAGCUAUUAUUCCGCCGACAGAGCGGCUCGCUAUGCUGUAGACAUCAGUGUAGGGUACCCUUACGAGGAAUUCUGUGAAAAUGAUCGAUCUACGAGUUGCGUGCUGAUCCAAAUACGCUCCUCAUACGGAAUUGUCAUUAAAACACGCGUAUUGAGACACGGAUAAGUCCCAUGCUGGGAGGAUGAAAGCGAUUAAAACAUUACGUGCCUGGUUAAUAUGUAAUAUAGUUAAUGCAAACAAAAAUGUAAACAAAAAAAUAUAUAUAAAUUCUACUAGACAAUAUUGUAUUAUAGCUAGGGGACUAGACUCUUUAUGGAGCUAUAAAAGUACAAUUUCGCUUAAGCGAUAGAGUGACUUCACGCGGGGCUUCGUUAUGACGAUGUCGCUUUUACGAAGAUGAAACUUUUUCGGGAGGAUAAUUGGCGGCGGAUUGCAGCUUAGCCAUAUUAUUUGGCACGUUCCGGACGAUGGUCUUCUAAAGAUACCAUCCAUUUCUUUUCCUUGCAGUCAAGUGAAUGGAAUUGGAUACCGUAAAUGCGUACAAUACCGUCGGGAUGGAGCAGGGAUUGUCUGGGGAUCCAUGGGACUGCCUGUUUGGCAGCGACAGCAUCUCCGACGCCUUCCAACAGGGUCGUCCAGAGAUGUUUCAUAUGGGCAUACGGCGUUGCGACAACACGAGCCAAAUCAGCUGGUUUGGUCCAGGCCUCGGUUUCGAUUUCGACGACGUCUUGACGGAGGCCGACGACGAUCCGAUCUGCUUCAAUGACAAAAGCUCGAACAGCAAUCUGGAGGAAUUGAAUCUGGACAGCGACAGUGAAUUGGCUUUGACGCUGGAUCCGAAUUUGAUACUACCGCAUAACAUGUCUAUCUGCCCCGCGACGAACAGCGACGCGGCGAUGAUGGAGACUGCGAGUGUUGAGGAAAACGCCGAAAAUGAGGGAGAAGAGACGGAGAAUGAAAGUGAGGUCGAACGAACCGAAAAUGAUGAAGAAAAUGAAAGCGAAGACGAAGAGGAGAUCGAGAAUGAGGAGAACGAACACAGCGAGACGGAGUACGAGACGGUGGAAGAGGAAACGGAGGAGGAAGAAGAGGAGGAAGACGAGGAGACGGAGGACGACGAGCCGGAUACGACUCUUCAACAGCCGCUCACACCCUUGAGCGUGGAGGCGCCGACAUCGAUGUCAUCGUCGUCGGUCAGCAUCGGCGCCAGGACGUUAACCGCUUCCACCAUCGCUUCCUCGCCGACGAUCCAACUGACGAGGUUGCAUCACCCCAAGAUAAGCACCAUAUCUGGCACAGUCAAGGUCCAGGACAUCAAGCUGCUCGCAGCUAACUCGGGGAAUCAGGUUGCGUUGCAACAGAUCCGCAAACAGAUGUCCUAUAACAACAAUGUGCACGACGUUAGUACGGGUGCGACGACGACGCUGAUGAUACAGGCGGCAAAACGCGAGAAGGACUUAACGACGGGGAACCGCGACAAUUCUUAUCCGAAACCCGCGUACUCGUACUCGUGUCUCAUCGCGAUGGCACUGAAGAACAGCCGAACGGGAUCGCUGCCGGUCUCCGAAAUCUAUAACUUCAUGUGUCGGCACUUUCCCUACUUUACGACCGCGCCGACUGGCUGGAAGAACUCCGUGAGGCACAAUCUGUCGCUGAAUAAGUGCUUUGAGAAAAUAGAGAAGCCGCCCGGCAAUGGUAGCCAGCGAAAGGGUUGCCUCUGGGCCAUCCAUCCGUCGAAGGUGGCCAAGAUGGACGAGGAGGUGCGGAAAUGGUCGAGGAAGGAUCCGACCGCGAUCAAGCGGGCAAUGGUGAAUCCCGACCAGCUAGAGCUCCUCGAGCGGGGCGAGAUGAAAUACGAGGGGGACAGGCACGAGGAGACGUACGAGGAUGCGGAGAGCUACGCCGAUUCCGAGACGGGUGGAUCCGCGGUGGACGAGCCCAUCAACGACGACGAGAACGUCACGUACGACGAGACCAAGCAAGUCGAUAUCGUCGACGAUGAGAUCGUCGUGGAGCAGCUCUACGAGGAUCUCGAUCUCGAUACCACCGAGCUGCUUGAUACGCGACUAAACGACUUCCCGAGGCAGGAGCGGCCGUUGGUGUACGAGUUCGUCUCGUGCGCGAAACGCCAGAAAACGCUCUCGGGCUCGCCGUUACAGAACGAUUACGUUUAUCAGCAGGUCAACGCGGCGUCGCCCCGGAAGAAAGCGCAUCUUGUCGCGCUACGGGCCGGAGGAACCACGCCGGGUGCCGGAUCGCUUCUCGAGCCGGAGUAAACUUAUUGGGACAAUUUAUACGAUCUCCUAUUUAAAUAUAUAUACACGCGGCCAAGUACACAUCCCUCCCCUUUUUUUAUUGCUCGACAACACUGUAAAUAAUUGCGUCACGUAACUUUUUUUAUAGCCUGAGAUUUUGUAAAUAAUUGUGUUUUAUACGACGAUGUACCUUUUUUAUACAACGCGCUUGUAUAUAUAACUGUAAUUUUAAAGUGUACAAAAAUAUCUGUACAUAUACAAUGUACAAAGGCUAUUUUUUUUUUCUUAGAAACCGUAAUGUGGGACCAGCCCGUAGGCGUGCGCAUAGAAAAGUUUUCAAAUAUAAGCGGUCAUUUCAUGUUACACACAUUUACGAGAAAAAGAGCCAUGAUUGAGAAAAAAAUUCCGAACCGAUUGGAUAGGGGACGGCUGUUACACAUUACUGAAUUACUCUUACGCUCGCCUAACGCAUGUCUAACGGCGCCACUACACAAUUUUGUAAUAAACAUUUUUUAACGCUCGUUAAUUACUCGAUUUAUUUUAUUUGCAACUCGCGAAAAUACCGGAUGCGUAGAAAUAAUAAUGCGCCAGCUUCCACGUACCGUCCGCGAAUAGGAAAUAAAUUAACGAACACGAAGCUCACGAAUCGUCACUGCCAAGAAUGGUCAAAGAUAAAAAAAUACGAACGUAGCGGAUAACGCGUAGAUUACAGUAAAGAUAUACGACACGCGAUCUCAUACCGAUCUUACAAGUUUACGAGGACUGCAACUCAUUUAGUGCUAUUCCUUCAUGCGUGAUUAUUAUGUGAAGUUUUUUUUUUGAGAAUGUCUUUUUUAUGAAGUCGUCGUAUUUAGCCCUUCACCGUUAUGAUUUUUAUGUAUUAUACAUGCCGAUGCAUGUCGAUCGACUGAUAUUGCUAUAAUCAACAAUAGGAAAUCUCUAAUUUAUUCUAAUUUUAAUUGGAUCGUCAAUUUAAUGGUAUUGUCAAUUUUUUUACGCGAACAAUUGCGUGAUAACUUCCACGGCAGAAAGUUUAAAGGUGCCAUUUCACGUUAACGCUCAUUUUUAGCGAGCAAAAAUCUUCAAAUAUAAAAUAUAUUUUAUUUAUAUAUAAUACAUAAAUUUACUUAUAUAAUAUAAAUAAGUAAAAAAUAUUUCUAGGGUCACGUGGUUUCGCUUUCACGCUAGCGUCAAGAAAUAAAGUUGAAUUUAUUCAACAUCCACCGUUGACGCUGAAUCGUCGUUGAUCGUCUCAGUACAAUAAAAAAUAGACUUCGAAAUACGUAAAAUAUUAAUUAUUUUC